CCAGUGAUAGGAAAUCCUUGCAGAAUGGAGGAGUACUCUCGGGAACCGUGUCCCCAUCGCAUUGUUGACGAUUGCGGAGGGGCCUUUGCCAUGGGCUGCAUUGGAGGCGGGGUCUUCCAAGGACUCAAGGGAUUCCGGAAUGCGCCUCAGGGCUUCGGGCGACGGGUCGCAGGGGGUGUGGCGGCCAUGAAGGCCAAAUCGCCGGUCAUUGCCGGCAAUUUUGCGGCCUGGGGAGCCGUUUUCAGUAUUUGCGAUUGCAGUCUGGUCCAACUGCGCAAGAAGGAGGACCCAUGGAACUCGAUUAUUAGUGGAGCGGUGACCGGCGGAGUUCUGGCCUCUCGCAACGGAGUGGCCGCCAUGGCAGGAAGUGCCAUCAUCGGGGGCGUCCUGCUCUCCAUGAUCGAGGGUGUGGGCAUCCUGUUCACCCGCAUCUCGGCGGAUCAGUUCCGGAAUCCUACCCCACCAUCGGUAAAUGAGGCCGCCGCAGGAUUCGGCGACUUGGACUCCUCAUCGGGCUUUGGAUUCUCUGGCGGCCAGCAGGCCAAUGUCACUAGCUAAAUUUAAUUAAUUUUUAUUUUUAAACCGAAGCCGGAAUUUAAAGUGCUAGAAGUGGCAGAAAAAAUAUGUUACAGCUUUAUUCCUUGCAUGACAAAUGUAUACAAAAAAUUAUUUAUGAAAUGGGAAAUAAAUUAAUAUCAAAAUUCCA
Drosophila takahashii is the source of this 706-nucleotide messenger RNA. It is a transcript of the gene Tim17b2, whose product is annotated as Translocase inner membrane 17. Gene Ontology annotation, biological process: protein import into mitochondrial matrix. Gene Ontology annotation, molecular function: transmembrane protein transporter activity. NCBI's taxonomy places the organism in Eukaryota, Metazoa, Arthropoda, Insecta, Diptera, Drosophilidae. The record is from RefSeq and is a predicted model, not a curated record. Gene Ontology annotation, cellular component: TIM23 mitochondrial import inner membrane translocase complex; mitochondrial inner membrane.